AUUAGGAGGAGGUGAUAAGGAAAUAAAGCAGGUGACUGGGAAGGGAGAAGUGAGAAUUCUGUUCGAGAAGGGAGACUUGAGAGUUAAUAACCAUCUCUCAGAGGAGCAGGAGUUCUCUGCAGGUAGCAGACUGGAAAUGCGAACUCGUGCACCCUCUUUGGAGACAGGCUUUCUGUUCCUUCGCUUGCAGGAAGGUGCAUAUUUAUUUAAAACGGACUGAAUUUCCUGCUCAAUGGCUGGUCUUGAUUCUUCAAGACUAGUGGGUAUUUCCUUUUAAUGUCUCCAAUGCUGUUUUUUCCUUUUUGAGGUUGAGGGGGAAGAGGUCGGUUGAAAUUCUGGUUGGCUAAGUGAGAGAUUCUCAGAAAUGAGAAAGGGGGGAGGAAACAGACUUAGAAGGCGGCAGGAGCCCCCGGUCGCUCCCCUUUGCUGCGCACCCACUACCUCCGCCUGGUGACCUUCCUUGGAGACCCCAGGAGGCUGCAUCAAUAUUUGAUCAGCCUUUUGCCAGCGCGUUGCCAGCACUCGUCGGCGGGGCUUGCCAGGCAUCGCCAGCGCGGCGCUGAAAACAGCGCAGGGGCCGCCGGGGGCUUUGGGAGGACCGGCUCUGCGUUCGCCCCCUCCCCCCGGGCCGCUGGGCUUGGCCGCGGCCGGGCCGCUGUGCCCACCAUGCGCGGUUGCACGCGGCUGGCGCUGCUCUGCGCGCUGCCCUGGCUUCUGCCGUUGGUGGCACCCGGGCGCCCUGCGCCACCCCCAGCGCUGCCCCGCGACCCCCGCAACCCCGCCAGGGGCGCAGAGUUCGAUCGCAUCUACAGCGGGGUUGUGAGCCUCCCCACCGAGAACAUCUACUCCUUCAACUACACCAGCCAGCCCGGCCAGGUGACUGCCGUGCGGGUGUACGUGAACAGCUCCUCCGAAAACCUCGACUACCCGGUCCUGGUUGUGGUUCGCCAGCAGAAAGAGGUGCUGUCCUGGCAGGUUCCUCUGCUCUUCCAAGGACUAUACCAGAGGAGCUACAACUACCAGGAAGUGAGCCGUACCCUUUGCCCCUCCGAAGCAACCAAUGAAACAGGACCUCUGGAGCAACUGAUAUUUGUAGAUGUCGCAUCCAUGGCGCCCCUGGGUGCCCAGUACAAACUGCUGGUCACCAAGCUCAAGCACUUCCAGCUGCAGACAAAUGUUGCCUUUCACUUCACUGCCAGCCCCUCUCAACCUCAGUAUUUCCUAUACAAAUUUCCUGAAGAUGUAGACUCAGUUAUUAUUAAAGUCGUGUCUACAUUGGCUUAUCCAUGCUCUGUUGUCUCAGUCCAGAAUAUCAUGUGCCCAGUAUAUGAUCUUGACCACAAUGUGGAAUUUAAUGGUGUCUACCAGUCCAUGACUAAGAAAGCUGCCAUCACACUACAGAAGAAGGAUUUUCCAGGUGAGCAGUUCUUUGUGGUGUUUGUGAUAAAGCCUGAAGAUUAUGCCUGUGGAGGAUCUUUCUUCAUCCAGGAAAAGGAAAACCAGACUUGGAAUCUACAACGUGCAAAGAACCUUCAAGUCACCAUUGUUCCUUCCAUUAAAGGAUCCGUUUAUGUGAAAGCCAUUCUUCUCAGUUUCCUCAUCUUCUUCUCCUUCUACUUGGGAUGCCUGUUUGUUGCAUUGAUUCAUUAUAUCAGGUUUUGGAGAAAAUCCACUGAUGGAAGCUUUGGUUCCAGUGAUGGCUCUGGAAAUAUGUCGGUGUCAAAUCCCAUUGCUGCCAGUACCCCUGAAGGGAGCAAUUACGGGGCAAUAGAUGAGUCAAGCUCCAGUCCUGGCAGGCAGAUGUCCUCCUCUGAUGGUAGACAGCCAUGCCAGUCAGACACUGACAGCUCCGUGGAGGAAAGUGACUUUGACACCAUGCCAGACAUUGAGAGCGAUAAGAACAUCAUCCGCACCAAGAUGUUCCUUUACCUGUCAGAUCUGUCCAGGAAGGACCGAAGAAUUGUCAGCAAAAAGUAUAAGAUUUAUUUUUGGAACAUCAUUACCAUUGCUGUGUUUUAUGCACUGCCUGUAAUCCAGCUGGUUAUCACCUACCAAACAGUUGUCAACGUCACUGGCAACCAGGAUAUCUGCUACUACAACUUCCUCUGUGCUCACCCCUUGGGUGUCUUGAGUGCCUUCAACAACAUUCUCAGUAACCUGGGCCAUGUGCUCCUGGGCUGCCUCUUCCUGCUGAUAGUCUUGCACCGGGACAUUUUCCAUCGAAAAGCUCUGGAAGCCAAGGACAUCUUUGCCAUGGAAUACGGGAUUCCCAAACACUUCGGUCUCUUCUAUGCCAUGGGCAUUGCACUGAUGAUGGAAGGGGUGCUCAGUGCUUGUUACCACGUCUGCCCCAAUUACUCCAACUUCCAGUUCGACACUUCCUUCAUGUACAUGAUCGCCGGCCUCUGCAUGCUGAAGCUCUACCAGACCCGCCACCCCGACAUCAACGCCAGCGCCUACACUGCCUACGCCUCCUUUGCCCUGGUCAUCACACUCACCGUCCUCGGAGUGGUGUUUGGGAAGAAUGACGUGUGGUUCUGGGUCAUCUUCUCUGCAAUCCAUAUUCUGGCUUCUCUGGCCCUCAGCACCCAGAUCUACUACAUGGGUCGUUUCAAGAUAGAUGUGUCUGACACAGAUUGGGGAAUUUUCCGGCGGGCCGCUGUGGUGUUCUACACGGACUGCAUCCAGCAGCGCACCCGGCCUCUGUAUAUGGACAGGAUGGUAUUACUCAUCGUGGGGAACCUGGUUAACUGGUCCUUCGCCCUCUUUGGACUCAUCUACCGACCCAGGGACUUCGCUUCCUACAUGCUGGGCAUCUUCAUCUGCAACCUGCUGCUCUACCUGGCCUUUUACAUCAUCAUGAAGCUGCGCAGCUCCGAGAAGAUCCUCCUGAUCCCGCUUUUCUGCAUUGUCGCCACCGCUGUAGUGUGGGCUGCCGCCCUGUAUUUUUUCUUCCAGAAUCUCAGCAGCUGGGAGGGAACGCCAGCUGAGUCCAGGGAGAAGAACCGAGAGUGCAUCCUGCUAGAUUUCUUUGACGACCAUGACAUCUGGCACUUCCUCUCUGCUACUGCCCUGUUUUUCUCAUUCUUGGUUUUGUUAACCCUAGAUGAUGACCUAGAUUUGGUUCGGAGAGACCAGAUUCCUGUCUUCUAAGCCUCCAGCAUGGAGAGCUGGGGAGAGAGAGCCACUGAUCUUGGUGCUGUUUCAUGAAAAAUACAGGGACUGCAGCAAAGUCACCACUGCCAAAUGCUCCACUCGCCCAUUGAUGGGUGAGCUCUGUACACAUUCCCACAGGGAGGAGAGGCGCUAAGAGGGACCCAAACCUGCAAGAAAAGGAGGCAGAAGAGAAGUUGCAGCUGUAGACAGAGAUGAGCCCUCCAGAGUCAGAAAC
This is a messenger RNA of Bubalus bubalis (water buffalo), 3391 nucleotides long. RefSeq names its product SID1 transmembrane family member 1 (gene SIDT1). The coding region runs from base 667 to 3153 and encodes 828 amino acids. The transcript has 26 exons. NCBI's taxonomy places the organism in Eukaryota, Metazoa, Chordata, Mammalia, Artiodactyla, Bovidae. Gene Ontology annotation, cellular component: membrane. The record is from RefSeq and is a predicted model, not a curated record.